AUGGUAAAAUAUGAGAAUGCAUCAGUACUAAUGGAAGCCGGCAAUAGCUGUGAGGCGUCUGCUGAACAGUACGAAGAUGAAACGCAGUCAUCAAAUGGAAUGGAGCGCAUGUGCGCAUUGAAGUGUGCGCUGGUGAUCGAAGUUGUUGCAGUGGCAAAGGCAGGUGGUGGUGAUGGUGAAGCGACGGAGCCGGGCGACGACGGCGGUAACGGUGACGGUGGCAGUGGUGUUGUUAGCGACGGCUAUGGUGCAGUGCGGGUCCCGACAGUUAUACCCACCAACCUGGAAUGUGAUUUUAAUAGAGAAGUUUGCGAUCCCUCUAAUUGCCUACUGCAGCAGGGACGUGGAAAAUUUAAAUACUUAACUGCAAACUGUAACUUCAUAAAGCCAGUGAAAGCUUUAAUUAUAGAUAUUGAGUUAUUGCGCCGCAACAAAUUGGGUAAUUACGAAAGCCUGAAUAUGCGAGCAUCCGUAGAUGUUUGUAAGUGGGAAAUGGUUAAAGGUGGCAAUGCCGCAAUUAAUAAUAUCAUGGCAGUGAGCUUGCGCAGAUUAAGUACCAUAAAGUGUCCACUACGGGGUAGCAUCAAUGUAACGCGUAUGCCAUUAUGGCUUUUCAUAGUGGAAGGAUUUCUUCCUGAUGCUGGAUAUAAAAUGUUUAUUAAAUCAAAUAACAACGCUAUGCCAGUAUUAAAUUUGAAUCUUUCCUUUAGUGUCGCUUCGGCGAAAAAUCGAAAAUGAAAGUGUAAACUAGUUAAUGUAUCCCCUUACAUAAGAUAAUUCAUUUAAUUAUACCGAAGGAGAUUAAAUUUUCAAAGUUAU
Messenger RNA from Bactrocera dorsalis (oriental fruit fly), 819 nucleotides. RefSeq lists its product as uncharacterized. Lineage: Eukaryota; Metazoa; Arthropoda; Insecta; Diptera; Tephritidae. The coding region runs from base 1 to 738 and encodes 245 amino acids. The transcript has 5 exons. The record is from RefSeq and is a predicted model, not a curated record.